Molecule: messenger RNA, 3998 nt
Organism: Tribolium castaneum (red flour beetle)
Lineage: Eukaryota; Metazoa; Arthropoda; Insecta; Coleoptera; Tenebrionidae
Exons: 2
Coding region: 22-3969 (1315 amino acids)
Source: RefSeq, a predicted model, not a curated record
UUACAACUGUCACCCAUACAAAUGUUCAAAGAAUUGGUUUUUAUCGUUAUUUUUGCGCAUAAAAUACUUGGAGAUGAUGAAGUCGGAAAUUUUACCGACCUGUCUAUGUGUAAACUCAGCCAUUUAGGCCUCGAAUAUCUCGGUGAUAUAUCGAAGACGGAAUCGUGGGUUAGAUGUCAGUCUUGGUCUUCGGACCUCCCUCACCACAUCCCUGAAGGGAUAGUCGAUGCGCAAUUCCCGGAACAGUCCCGAAAAAGGGCCAAAAAUUAUUGCAGGAACCCCACAAAAGAGCCAGACGGGCCUUGGUGUUACACCAUGAAUUUAGACCUAAAAUAUGAAACUUGCGGGAUACCUUUAUGUUCGUUGAAAGAUUGUAGACUUACAGGGCCUGGGAUGGAAUAUUCCGGCAAUAUCAAAAGAGCCCUAUCAGACCGGAAAUGUCUAAAAUGGAAUAAAAAUCGUGGUAAAGUAAAGGAAGCUUCCGGAUAUAAAUCCUACGACAAAUUCCCGAAGAUACGGUUCCCGGAAGGAAAAGUUUCAAAAGCUAAGAAAUUUUGCCGAAACCCCAACGGCGACAUUGGGGGACCGUGGUGUUUCGUCGAGAAUGAUGACACCGAUGAAAUUGAGAGGGAAUAUUGUGAUAUUCCUUUUUGUGAAGUCCCAGAUUGUGAAGUUUUUACGCGAAAUACUCCGAAUUAUACGCACUGGACCGAUUUUAACGAUACUUUAACCGAAUUCAGCUUCGGGGUGAAAUUGUGGGACUCAGAUUCGUACUCAAAUGCCACUGCUAAGCUGGUGAUAUCGGCACUUGCCCUACCAGUGACCGACAAAGAAUUGAAAGAUUUGGAAAUUGGGCUUGAAAUUUUUCUCUCGAAUAAAGCCAGCGCUUUGACGAUGGGAAACAAAGACACGCCCGAAUACGAACCAACCCCUGAUAUCCUAAAAUCGACGAGUUACACAAUGUUUACAGUUUCGUGGACCGCGCCGUUUAUCACUCUAUCAUACGAGGGCCAAAUCAAACCGAUUUUCCUAGCCGAGUACAAAACUAAAAACAAUCUCUUAGGGUUCCGCAAAAAUCGGUUCAGUUUUUACUCCGCCCAAGGCACUAACGUGAUCUGGUCGUUCCCGUUCUGUCGCGACGACUUCGAAUGUGACGUCCAGACCACCACAGGGUCGCAAUUCCAGCAAUUUUGGCCCUUGAGAACCAGCGAAGUGGGACAAGAGUUGCAAUUUUUCCUCCGUGCGUUUCACUCGGUUUACAUUCUUUUUGUUCCAAGCCCGAGCGUUGAUUUCCCAAACGUUAAAUUUGUAAUACAACGUUCGAACGAAAUGUCGCGAAUUGUGGUGAAUGUUUCACCAGAAUCGAGCGUUAUAAUUAAGGAAUUGUCCUUGCCUGAAAUACUGGAUUACUGGGAAUGGCGCGAAUAUUCCGUUGCUUUUUUCGCCGAUACUAUGCAGUUUUAUUGGACGAAAAGUGUAGGCACGCAUAUGAUUUUUGAAUUAAAGCAUGAAAUGUUUCGGUCCUUGCGCUGGUUUUCCCCGAGUUCGGACACGAUCGCGCAUUGGACCUUCUUUUGCUUGCCUCCUGAAAUAUCAAAACCUCCACCAGCGCUCCUACCCGAGUGUGCCUUAAACAACGAUGAAGAAAAUUACAAGGGGACUCAAGACGUGACCAGGGAAGGCAUGCCGUGCCUGCCGUGGUCAAGCAAACUGCUUCCAAGUCACGAUUUUGAUCAAAACGAAUCGUUAGUUGAGUUUAAUUAUUGCCGGGACCCCACAAAAGAAAAGAAAGGAACUUAUUGUUACACUUUUAAUGUCGACAAAUCCAUUGAGAAACGUUACUGCCGUUUGAGAAAAUGCAAGUCGGAGGAGUGCAGAAUGGCAGGGACUGGAAACGACUACGUGGGGCACUUGUCAAAGACUAGGUCAAACCGUAACUGUGACUAUUGGUUUGAGAAUGACACAGUUCACAAAGUUGAAGAACGAUACGCGAAUGAGACGCUAUACGCUGAUUUGUCACUUGAUGAUGUGCAAAAUUUUUGCCGAAACCCGUCGAGAGAUGUGGGUGGGAGUUGGUGUUACACGAAUGAUACAGACGUUCAGAAAGACUUGUGUAACGUGCGAGAUUGUGACCGUCCGGAGGAAAACAUAAUGAUUGUUGGUGGCGCGUUGCGAGGGCGGAAAGUCUACGUUUUACCGCAGUGGAAAAUAAGGGGAUUAGAGUUUGGGUUAAAGCAGUGGAACCCCGACUUGCCAGACGCAGUCCAGUUCGAGUUUUACCCAAAAAAUUUGGGUGAUAAAAUCGAACUUAUUGUGGGAGCGAAGGGCAACGAAAAGGUCUUACUUUUUCACAAGGCAAAAUUAAUAAAGGAAAAAACGUUUCUUCACUUGAUUUCGUCAGGAAAAUGGACGGAUUUUUGGCUAGUGAUGCGGAAAGGUGAAAUUUCUCUGGGUUUCAAAGGCGUACCAAACAGUUUUUUCGAGUAUUUCACUGACGAGAUCUUUGAUCCUAUGUUCAUGUCUUUUGGGACUGUUCACGGCCACCCGAUUGGUUUUUUCCUCAAAAGUGAACAAUGCCAAACCGAAAAUGUAUCAAUAAAUAGUUUUACCAAAACCGUGCCUUUCGGCAUUUGGUCGAGCGAACAAACACUUCAUCAGAAUUUUAGUUUAAUAAUUCGGGGCGAAGGUAUAGUUUCGAUACCUCUGAUGUCCCUACCAAACACUCUCAGCUCACACUUGCUCCAAAUUGAUACCACAAGAAGCGAAAUAUAUCUCAGUUUUUUGGGCGAAAUUCUAAAAACACAAGCGUCGCAAUCGCAACUUAUAACAGCUAAGAACUGGACGACUCUUAAUUUCACAUUCAGCGAACAAUAUUUAAAUGUGACUAAGGACAACGAAACAGUUUUCACGUAUUACAGUUCCAAGCCUAUGCUUUUUUACUGGUUUUCUUUGGGUAUGGAGAAGGGUUGGGCGAUUUGGAGUGCAAACUGUGAGGCUUUGGACAUUGACGGCCCCCCCAGAGAUGGGGGCUGGUCGGCGUGGUCCCCCUGGCACUGCACUGUGAAAUGUGGGGGCGGCGAGGGCUACCGUACGCGUAAUUGCACGAACCCCAAACCCAACAUCUUGGGGAUGUUGUGUCCCGGUUCUUAUAAAUCUACGGGAAUCUGCAACGAUUUUGUGUGUGGGGACGUCAGUCCCACCACGCUUGAAAAAAUGAGGGAGAAUUUGCAGUCGCAUCAGUUCAGUUUUGAAGUAAAUGAGGGCAAAUCGGUGAUUUUGGAAAACGACAGUGAGAUGUUGAAAAUAAUCAAGCAAGAAUCGCCGGAUUCGUAUUUUGAGUGGACGCUGAAUGGGAUUUUUGUUGAGCCAGAUGCGAAUCGUGUGGUGUUUCAGGGGGAUAAUCUGGUUGUUAGAGAUGUGGGUAUUGAUGAUUCGGGGGUUUAUGUUUGUAUGUUGUACAGAAUCAACAAGAAGAAGGAGGUUCUGAGGGUUAUUUCUUUGGCGGUUGUUAGUGAUGAUUAUACGAUUAAAACUCGAGCCACCAGAUCGGUCAUUUUGGUGUGCAAAGCUGUUGUUUUGGGCUACAUUUAUUCAGAUUUGAGCUUGAAGUUGUACUUGAAUGGGGAGGUUUAUAAGGAUUUUGGCACAACAAUGUUGGCAGCAGUCAAUUCUGAGGAAUUUAACGGAUUAAAUAUGUCCCAUACGGGCGAUUGGAAAUGCGUGGUGGAACAAAAAGAUUUGAAACUUUCUUGGACCACUAACUACGUAAGAAUGGAAGUUAAGAAAGCUCCCAAUUUUUACACGAAUAUGAUGGAAGAUGAGUUCACUAAACCGUUUUUUGGGUGGUUAGGCACCGAAAAUAAUGUUUUCUACGCGUUGAUUUUCAUUGUUGUUUUUGUUAUUCUUAUGGUUUUGUUAUUCCUGUUUUUGUAUUUCAAAUAUUGUACAGUAAAGUCGCGCUGGAAUUAAAUAUAUUUCAAUAAAAAAAUUGUCUCUUA